Molecule: messenger RNA, 1514 nt
Organism: Trifolium pratense (red clover)
Lineage: Eukaryota; Viridiplantae; Streptophyta; Magnoliopsida; Fabales; Fabaceae
Product: B3 domain-containing protein At1g49475-like
Exons: 6
Coding region: 141-896 (251 amino acids)
Molecular function (GO): DNA binding
Source: RefSeq, a predicted model, not a curated record
GAGAAAACAUAAAGCAGAUAAAUUUAUGUCACCCAACAAACUUGUUCUUCUCGGUCAAACCACUGCCCUGCAUUGUCUUAACUUCUUCUCUAUCACUACAGACAUUACUACCAUUGUUUCUUUUUUCUUGAAUCAUCAUCAUGUCAUUUCAACAUUAUCCACAAUUUCAUAGGAUAAUAUUGCAAGAUAAGAACCUUAGGAUUCCCAAGAAAUAUGUGGAGAAAUUUUGGAAAGGAAUAUCGAACCCAAUAUUCCUUAGAUUCCCAAAUGGGGUUCAACAAGAAAUAUUUUGGGUGAAGAAAAGUAAUAGUGAGAUUUGGUUUCAAAAAAAUUGGGACCAAUUUGCAAAGUCUCUAAAAUAUGGAAAUCUCUUAACUUUUAAAUACAUAGGUGGAUCAUGUUUUAAGGUUAAGAUAUUUUGUGCCAAUGCUUUAGAAAUAAACUAUUCCAAUAUAAAAUCCAUAGUAGAUGAAGAACAAGUUGUUGAAGCUGCAGUAGAAGAAGCUAAAGAAAUUGUUGAAGUGAGUGAUGAGAGUGAAAUAUACAUGCAAGCUCAAAAGACAGGAAAUGGCAAGAGAAAAAUUAAUAUGGAUUUAGAUUCUACUCAACAAAAAUUAUCAGGUAGUAAUAGAGGAGGCAUGGUGAAGAAGACUAAAAAAUGCUCAACAACUGCUGCGGCUAUUACUAUGAGAGACAAUAAUCAGAAUCCCUUUUUUGAUGUUAUAAUGACAAAAACUUAUGCUGAUGGCAAAUUCUUGAGAAUACCAAAGAAGUUUUCAAGAGAACACUUGAACAAUUUUCAAGGAAUUGCAACCCUAUUUGUUGGUGAGGAAAUGGCUAUGGAAGUGAACAUUAGGUCAUCUAUUAUCGGUGUCGGUUGGAAGUUAUUUAGUUAAAAAAAUAACUUGCAAGUUCACGAUGUUUGUAAGUUUGUGAUGACUCAACGCGAACCACUUUUAUUCAAUAUUAUUAUUAAUCGAGCGAGAAAGGGACCAAAUCCUAAAUGUUAUAAAGAAGAGAUCUCUUUUGAUAAUAAUGUUGUAAGGAAAGACAUCGGAGAAAGUUCUAGGAGCCGUCCAGAAGUACAUUUUUUUGAUGGAGAUCGUGAUGUGAUGAAACAUAACAUAUUCAAGGUUUUGGUGAAUGUCAAAAUCCCGAUUGUACCAAAGGAGUUUAUGAAAAGAGGAUGUCGUCAAAAAUUUGUGGUGUUGAAAAUGGGGGAACAGUCGUGGUUGGUAAAAGUAACUUAUGAUCGUAGCAGUAAAUGUUGUAAGUUCCGUAAAGGUUGGAGACAAUUUAUGGAAGAUUGCAAAAUAGAGAUUGGAGAUACUUGUCUCUUUGAGUUGAUUGAUGAGAAAAUUUUUGUGUUUAAUGUUUCAAUUGUACGAAAAAAUCAUCGAGUUGCUUGAUAUAUGUUGUUUUUUCGAGGUACUUAUAACUAGAUGUUUAUUUGAACAUAGCUCUACAUUUUUAUGUAGUAUUUGGAGCUUUAUUAUAUGAAUGUUUGGAAUGAA